Molecule: messenger RNA, 576 nt
Organism: Macrosteles quadrilineatus (aster leafhopper)
Lineage: Eukaryota; Metazoa; Arthropoda; Insecta; Hemiptera; Cicadellidae
Product: gastrula zinc finger protein XlCGF49.1-like
Exons: 2
Coding region: 1-576 (191 amino acids)
Cellular component (GO): nucleus
Source: RefSeq, a predicted model, not a curated record
AUGCCGAAGGGAGAGCGACCUUAUAAGUGUGCUUCAUGUGGAAAAUCUUUCGAUCGCAGACAACACAUGGAGGAGCAUACAACGAUUCAUACCGGAGAGCGACCUUUUAAGUGUGCUUCAUGUGGAAAAUCAUUCUCGCAAAAACGUCUUUUAAAGGAUCAUACAACGAUUCAUACCGGAGAGCGACCUUUUAAGUGUGCUUCAUGUGGAAAAUCAUUCUCGCAAAAACGUCUUUUAAAGGAUCAUACAUUGAUUCAUAUCGGAGAGCGACCUUUUAAGUGCGUUACAUGUGGAAAAUCAUUCUCGUUAAAACAUCAAUUGAAGAAUCAUACAUUGAUUCAUAUCGGAGAGCGACCUUUUAAGUGCGUCACAUGUGGAAAAUCAUUCUCGUUAAAAAGUAGUUUGAAGGAUCAUACAACGAUUCAUACCGGAGAGCGACCUUUUAAGUGUGCUUCAUGUGGAAAAUCAUUCUCGCAAAAACGUCUUUUAAAGGAUCAUACAUUGAUUCAUAUACCGGAGAGAGACCUUUUAAGUGUGCUUCAUGUGGAAAAUCAUUCUCGCAAAAACGUCUUUUAA